Eruca vesicaria subsp. sativa (arugula) is the source of this 444-nucleotide messenger RNA. The record is from the annotation of a GenBank genome assembly. Lineage: Eukaryota; Viridiplantae; Streptophyta; Magnoliopsida; Brassicales; Brassicaceae.
AUGCGACCACCUCUUUCUUCCUCUUCUUCUAGUUAUUCACUUGCUGAAACGAGUUUCAAAAGCAGACUCUUGACGAUAUUCAAGAAAUCUCAGGAACUUACAACUCUCUGUGAUAUCGAAGUCUGUGUUAUUCAUUACGGACCUGACGGCGAACUCAAGAAAUGGUCCGAGGACAGAGACAAAGUGAGAUCUCUCGCUCUCCGCUACAUCCAAUUAGACAAAGCCAAGAGACUCAAGAAAAGCGUCAACCUUUACGACUUCCUCAUAAGAAGAAGAAGACAAUUGAUGCCUUAUGGUGGUUAUGAUCAGAACAUGAUGUGUAUGGGUAACAACUUUCAUGCUCCCUACGUCUCCUCAAACACACCAGAUCACUCAGUGUUCCCACCAGAGCUACAUGAAGCAGUGAGUAACCACGGGUUGAAUCAGCUGAUGCAGCUAGCAUGA